Messenger RNA from Paramecium pentaurelia, 599 nucleotides. Lineage: Eukaryota; Ciliophora; Oligohymenophorea; Peniculida; Parameciidae. The record is from the annotation of a GenBank genome assembly.
AUGAUAAAUUCGACGCUAAUCCAGUUCGAUGAUUUUUUAAAGAACCUUUAUUUGAUUAUAUAAAUAGAGAGUGUAAAAGGAAGAGAAAGAAUUAACGAGGACAGUAAAGCUCGAUUAAUGUAAAGUAUGAUAGAGCCUAAAAUUUUGAGAUAAAAAAGAAAGAAAUAUUACUUCUAGAAUAAGAGAUUUAAUUCGAAUUCAUUUCUAGAACUAUACCAGAUAGCACAAGAGAUCCAAUAUAUUAAAUGAUAAUGGAAGAAUAGAGAGAUCAAGAUAGAAGUGUAAUGUAGAAAAGAAAAAAGCAUUAUGUUUUGAUUAUUUUAAAAAUUAUACAUAAUUAUUAAAAUCAAUAGAGAGGUAAGAAAUUAAAAAUCACUUCAAAGAAUAAUUAAUAAUAUAACUAUAAGAGUUUUGAAAAAUUGAGAGCAAAGAGUUUGAAUAAUUUUGCAUUUUACCUCAAGAAAUUGCCCUAACAAUUUCUUGACAAACUAACCUAUAUUAGGAAUUUAGUAAAAUUUAAAGGGAAAAUAUAAAAUUAUUAAAAUAAAUAAUAAAAUUUAUAAUAUUUUUUAGAGUGGUAAUUCAUUAAAAAAAGUUGA